Drosophila ananassae is the source of this 1710-nucleotide messenger RNA. Its product is annotated as PE-PGRS family protein PE_PGRS16. The record is from RefSeq and is a predicted model, not a curated record. Lineage: Eukaryota; Metazoa; Arthropoda; Insecta; Diptera; Drosophilidae. The transcript has 2 exons. The coding region runs from base 142 to 1509 and encodes 455 amino acids.
GCUCCAAUUUUGGCAUUCCAAUCAGUUUCCAAAUCCCUUUCAAAACAGAUCGAAUGUAACAGAAGCCAUCGGAUCGGACUGGGCUGGAUUGGGAGCAGCCAGAGGACAUAAUCCCGGAGGAGCACCAACUGUCAGCGAGAGAUGGAGAAAUCCCGGGCCAAGGGAGCUGCCGCCCGGGCAGGAUCUGUGAUGCGAGCGGUGGCCAAGAGUAGGGGCAUCGCCCGUCUACCCGGCGCCCUGGGCAUCACCAUCGGUGGCGAGGUCAACGGCCCGCCCGACCCCCAGGACGAACGGGACUCCAGCCUGCCGCCGCAUCACGGUGGUGUUGGCUUUGCCGGUGGUGGUGCUGAUAUCAUACCGGAUCCCGACUCCCACAUCCGUUUCGGUAGCGAUGAGAGCGGUGGCGGCAUCGUCUUCGGGGAAGCCAACUCGAUCUUCGGCCGGGACACCUACGAGGAGCUCGGCCAGGCCAACCAGGGCCGGACGUUGAGCUCGGCGCCGACCUGCCACGGCGGCUGGAACAGUCAGCCCGGGUCGACGGUGGCCCACCAGGGACGUGACACCCUCGGCUUUGCCUUCCAUCUGGGCACCGCCACCCUGGGCCAUACCCGCUGCUCCCUGGGUGCGCCCUGUGACGAGGAUUGCGGCUACGGCACCGGAUGUGAUGCCGGAUGUGCCACCGCCCACGGCCAGGGCUCCGUCAGCAGUGAUCCGUAUGGUGGCGUUGUCACGGGUAUGGGCACCGGUAUUGCCAUGGUCCAUGGCGGUGUACCCGGUGGCUAUCCGGGUGGGGGUCCUGGUGGUGGCGGACAGCCGGGCGGACAGCCGCCUGGAGGCAAUGUGGCAUGGCGGCCGGGUGGCAACUUCAAGGCCGGACCGGGUGGCGGAGGUGGGGGUGGACAGCGCGGCUCCUACGGCAUGGAGGGCAUGGGCGGGGAUCAGCUCAACUUCUUCAUCACAUUCCUGCUGGAGGUGCUGGGCGUAUUGGUCUUCUUUGCCAUCUGCACCAUCACCUUCUGGAUCACACUGGGCUACCAUGUCGUCACACUACUGGUGGAUUUGAAGAACGCCGAACGGAACGUCCAGGUGGCGGUGGGCAUUAUAUUUGGUGUUCUGCUCCUGGCCUUCGCCAUAUCGAUGAUAACGAACCGGAGCGGGUCCUGCUGCCAUGCCAGGGACCGUCAUCGGUACCGUUCGAGCCGGUCCAGUUGCUCCUUUACGCGGCACAAGCCCAAGCCGAAGCCCAAGCACCGCGGCUGCCCCCACAAGCCGGCCGGCUGUCCCGCCCAGCACAAGUGCAAGAAGGCCGCCUCCUCCGAGCGGCGGAGGAGCCCGUGUGGGAUGAAAGUGGAGCACCAUUCGCCGUGCCGGCGGAAGCCACGCUACUCGGACUGCGAGGGCCGGGCCAUCUUCAUCAACUCCCGGCGCUAUGCCAUUCCCACGGAAAUGAAACAGCCGCCGACGAUGGUGCUCUGGUUGCGUGACAUGAUCAGUCGCUGGAUGCAGUAGCAGGAUGCGGCAGUCCUUCAGUAUAUUCCUCCGUCCGCCGCCCACUUGCCUCCUCCCUCCGGGAACCGCCCCUCUGUGCUAAGAAUCUUGAAAGGACCUCAAAGGACCCAUUUUUUCCCCUACAAAUUUCAGUUCGAAUUAAAUUUUUCCAAGCCACGGCGGAAGGAGUAGAGUGGACACGUAAGAACAGUGUAUAGACUA